CCCGAGCGGCCCCGAAGUGCCCGGCCACAACCCGAACCUCGAGCCCAACCCACGGUGUUCCACUCCGAACCGACCGAAUCUGAAUCGCUGCCGCUUGUUUUAAGGCACCUUAAGGGUAAUUUGCCAUAUGAAGGAAUGAAGAUGUGCUGUCUGCGAGCCCUGCCCGCUGCUGCAAAGGCACAGACCAGAAGCUAUUAGUCGUGUGGCUCAGUGCUGUAACAUGAGGCUCUGUGUGCACAGAGACAGCUUUUAAUAUCUGAAUAUCCAGGCCUCCUAUAAAGGUGACUUUGAGGAAAGAACGAUGGGAGAAGAAUCAGCGUUCAGAGCCAGAAAUGGGCAACAAGCAAACCAUCUUCACUCCAGAGCAACUGGAUGCAUAUCAGGACUGCACAUUCUUCACGAGGAAAGAAAUUCUGAGACUAUUCUACAGAUACCGAGAUCUGGCCCCGCAGCUCGUCCCACUCGACUACACCAAUAAACCAAACGUGACACUUCCCUAUGAGCUCAUUGGCAGCAUGCCAGAGCUGAAGGACAAUCCAUUCCGCCAGCGGAUAGCAGAGGUUUUCUCAGAGAGUGGAGAUGGCAAUAUGACUUUAGAUGACUUUUUGGACAUGUUUUCUGUGCUGAGUGAGAUGGCUCCCAGAGACUUAAAAGCUUAUUAUGCUUUUAAAAUUUAUGAUUUUAACAAUGAUGAUUACAUAUGCAAAUCAGACUUGGAGAAAACUGUUAACAAAUUAACCCGUAACGAACUCACCCCAGAAGAAGUCAACCUUGCAUGUGAUAAGGUGAUUUAUGAAGCUGAUCUGGACAACGACGGAAAGCUUUCAUUGGAGGACUUCCAGCAUAUGAUAAUUCGAGCUCCAGAUUUCCUCAGCACAUUUCACAUUCGAAUCUGAACCUAGCAAAACAAAGAUGAAAGCGCUUCUUCUUGAACAGUUUCUGGAAAUGGAACCAGAGAACUCUUAUUUACCUCUUUAAAAGGGACAGUUCAUCCUUAUUGAAUUUUCCCUGUGAUUUCACAAAAGGUGUGUUUCAAUAAAAUUGUCUAUUCCCACCCCCUUCCCUCACUGGGGCAGUGGUAUGGGGGAAAAUACACGUUUUUUUAAGUUCAGGUACCACCAGGUGGGGGUUGUAUGAAAUUACAGCUGCUUAAACAAAGACCCUAUGAAAAUAGCCCAUAUCCAUUAAAAAGCCCACACUGUUAUAGACUCACACUGCAUGUAGAAUUUCUGUACUGUUCCUACUGAACUACUCUUUUCCUCUGAGACAAAGCUAGCUCUAGGUUUAGGAAAACAUGCUGCUGCCUAUAGAACUUGGUUUUUCUUGGAAAACACACACUGAGAACGUGCUCAGCUGAAGUUCUGAGGUCCAGAGAAUGACAUCUACUUCAAAAAUAGGUUCAAAAACAUGAUGUUAAUCUAAAUUGUGUAGCCAACUCCUCUAGUGUCUUUUAACAGCCUUAACAAAUGAUUCAGUCAAUCCUAAUGUGCCACAGAAGCCCGAUACAGGUUUUAAGAUGGAUAAAGGGAAGAUUUAUUCAGAAUUUACAGUGACAAGUCAGUUUAAACAAUAAAAGCAGAUCCUAUCCCAUGUUCUUGGCACUCUUCCCUGUGUUUGGCAAUACACUGUUUUCUACAAAAGGAUCUGUAUAUAUUAAUGAUGAACAGGACUGACAAACUCAAUUUUUAAAGUUCUCUUUAUAAGAAGUUUAUUUAUGCAGUGCUCAGGGUCCUGUACAGAGUAAAAACAUACAUACUGUAAUAAACAACAGUUCUGUCUUUUAUACAAACAUCAAAAUCAAUGAGAAGUGUUUAAGAAAGCAGUGGUAAUGUGGGAAAGGUGGCAGCCAAAAGUGGUCCUUCUAAACACAGUUUACAGUUGCUUAUUAAAAUAUUGGGAUAUGGAAAGAUCCCCUCAGAACGAAAUCAUGAGUCCCAACUCACGCUCAGCUUAGAGCACGAUUCCUGCAGAGGCUGGAGAGCAGCCUGCUGCACUUUGAUCAGCUACAGAAGACAAGAACUCCAAGCAUCAGUGAAAGAAGUGGGUCAAAGAAUAAGGCAGCCUGAAAUAAUCAAGCUGCACGUUACCAUUACUGUUCAAUCGAACAGAUCUUUAUUUCAUCUAUAAACGAAGACACAAGUUAGUCAUCAUUCUUUCCCAACCCCCAUGACUUUCUAGCAGAAUUGGAGACCAUUCUUUCAGCAGUCAUUUGUCCACUUCCUCUCCAGCAUAACCUCCAUCCAUUUCUUAUCCAA
Messenger RNA from Coturnix japonica (Japanese quail), 2255 nucleotides. The record is from RefSeq and is a predicted model, not a curated record. NCBI's taxonomy places the organism in Eukaryota, Metazoa, Chordata, Aves, Galliformes, Phasianidae.